Anguilla rostrata (American eel) is the source of this 2962-nucleotide messenger RNA. RefSeq names its product X-prolyl aminopeptidase (aminopeptidase P) 2, membrane-bound (gene xpnpep2). The coding region runs from base 127 to 2148 and encodes 673 amino acids. Gene Ontology annotation, molecular function: metalloaminopeptidase activity. The record is from RefSeq and is a predicted model, not a curated record. Lineage: Eukaryota; Metazoa; Chordata; Actinopteri; Anguilliformes; Anguillidae. The transcript has 21 exons.
CUUCGGCUAUCGCACAUGAUCGCUAUCAGAGUUUGCGCAUGAGUAGGGAGAGUCCGUGUUCCCCGUGACAGUGUGUAAUCCUGAGAGGAGCACCUGCAUCACCCUUUCCAAGGUAGACUGUGCAAGAUGACGGUAACUGGCUGGGUCCUCUUUGCAGCUCUUGUCCUGGGAGCAAGCUCCAGCCAGGUCCCCCGUGCAGCUGGUUCGGAGAGGGAGAGGAACUGCUCCACAACCCCGUACCUUCCGCCCACGGCCGUCAACACCACCCUGCGUCUGCGGGCCCUGAGGAACGCCAUGGCCCCCCUCAACAUCUCCGCUUACAUCAUCCCUGCGACCGACGCCCACCUGAGUGAGUACAUCGCAGAGCGGGAUGCGAGAACGGCUUGGAUCUCGGGUUUCACCGGAUCUGCUGGCACGGCAGUAGUGACCCCAAACCAGGCUCUCCUCUGGACCGACAGCCGGUACUGGAUUCAGGCCGAACGCCAAAUGGACUGCAACUGGGAGUUGGUGAAAGACCCUUCCAUCAGGGGCAUUACGGAUUGGUUGAUCACACACAUCACGGAGGGGGAGGAGAUUGGCUUCGACCCUUUCCUCUUCUCCAUUGAAACGUUCAAGGCCUAUAACGUCAGGCUGGCUCCUGCUAACCGGACCCUGAAGUCUCUCCCAGACAAUCUGGUGGAUAAGGUGUGGACCGAUCGCCCCCCUCUUCCUCCGGACAGCAUCUUCAAGCUUCCAGACAGCAUCAUUGAGAGGACCUGGCAGAUGAAAGUGGGGGACAUUCGUCAGCAGAUAAGAGACAAUCCCUACAAGCCCACAGCUGUCCUCUUGUCUGCCCUGGAUGAGACAGCAUGGCUCUUCAAUCUCCGCGGCAACGACAUCCCUUACAACCCCUUCUUCUACUCCUACACACUGCUGACCUUGGACGAGAUCUGGCUCUUUGUUCACCUUGAGAGGGUAUCCGAGGAGCUGAAGGUGUACCUGAACUCGUCCUGUUACCUGGACCACUGUGUGCAGCUGAUAGAAUACCCGAGCGUGCGGAUAUACCUGAAGAACUACCUGACCCGGCCCAAAGUCAAGGUGUGGAUCGGGACGGAGUACACCACCCGGGCCCUGUCUGAACUCAUCACGCCAGAGGACAAGAUGCUGACCAGCGACUACUCCCCGGUACUCAUCACAAAGGCGAUGAAGGACGUCACGGAGCAGCGCAUCCUGAAAGACGCUCACAUCAGAGAUGCUGUUGCAGUCAUGCAGCUCCUGCUAUGGUUGGAGAACAGAGUCCCCAAAGGGGAUGAGACUGAGCUGACAGCUGCCCACUUUGUCAACGAGCGACGCAGGGAACAGAAAAACAACAGGGGCCCGAGCUUUGAGACCAUUUCAGCCAGCGGGCCCAACGCUGCCCUGGCCCAUUACAGCCCCACUAAUGAGACAACCAGGAAGCUGAGCGUGGAUGAGAUGUACCUGGUGGAUUCUGGUGGUCAGUAUCUUGAUGGGACCACUGACAUCACUCGCACUGUGCACUGGGGGACACCCACUGACUUUCAGAAGGAAGCCUUUACACGAGUGCUGAUGGGAAACAUCGAGAUCUCAAGGACCAUCUUUCCUGCCAAUACCAGAGGUGUGAACAUGGAGAUGCUGGGCCGCAGAGCAUUGUGGGAAGUGGGACUGAACUACGGCCAUGGGACAGGCCAUGGGGUGGGAAACUACUUUGGAGUACAUGAAUGGCCUGUUGGCUUUCAGUCCAAUAACAUCCCUUUUGAAGUGGGCAUGUUCACCUCCAUAGAGCCCGGAUACUACAAAGACAAUGACUUUGGAAUAAGGAUCGAAGAUGUUGCCGUCGUAGUACCAGCGAAUACUACGUACGGUAACAAUUACAUGACCUUCGAGACCAUUUCUCUGGUGCCUUACGACAGGAAGCUGAUAGACACAUCCAUUAUGAGUCCCCAACAGCUGCAGUGGCUGGACGCGUACUACAAGAAGAUCCGUGACAUUAUGGGCCCGGAGCUUGACAGGCAGGGCCUGAAGGAGGAGAAGGAAUGGAUGAUGAAGAACACAGAGCCCUUUUUGUCGGCUGGAGCCCCUGCCACCCUCUCCUCCCUCACUUUGACCCUCUUGGUGCUGUGCAGAGCGCUGGUUCAGCACCUCUCCUAAUGCUGCUAUGUCCCCUGGGCCUCCAGACCCCCUGCCUCUGCCCAUACACAUUUCAGGUGAAAAUGCACCAGGGCAUGGACCCUCAGCCCUGUACCUGUUGGUUUUCCUCAUUACCUAGCUCUUAUUUGGCCAAAAACAUGUUUUUUAUUAGUUUUUUUUUUUUUUUAAAGAUGAACACAAAACCAGAACCCUAUGGCAAGCAUGAUUCUACGUUCUCUAGCCUUUCAGAUUUUCUGGUCCGAGGCCUGAUUGUAGAUUAGGCAGGGGGGCGAUAGCAGGGGUUGGGGGGGUUUUGGGGACAGUGGAGAUGGCAAUUGCGGUUCUGUUUGGCUCUCCCUCGGUCAGAUGGUGCCCAAGGCAACCACCCAUGUACCAACAGUAUGUGGCCUGUGCCUGGAACUAGCCCUGCCUUAUGGCCUUCUGGGACCACAGCUAAAGAACCCUGCCCUAGAACCUGCAGAUUGGACCGUGUGUUUGCACACAUUAAAUUAAUAGGGUUAAAUUAAUAGGUCCUAGGACCACUUCGUUUUAUCUAUUUGUUUGUUGAGUGACUUGUUUUGGGAUUACGCCUAAACAUUCUUUUUUUCUGGUAAUUGUUUUCUCUGUACAUAAUGAUGUUGUCGCGCACGUAAUGCAACUUCAAGUGUAAUUUAUUGAGUUUGCUAAAUGUCAUCUAAUUCUAGUUGACAUUUUGUGAAUGGAUUUUUUGGUUUUUAUCUAUCUGUAUGAAAGAAAUCUCAAAAUCUUUACCUGAGUUACCUGAGGCUCACGGUUUAUAAUUAACAUGUAAAAAUUUGUAUUUGUUUGUGUUUGA